AUUUAAUUGAAAAAUGAAAAUUAACUUAUCACUUUGUGUGCUCCCGCUAGUCAUUAUAAGCAGUAGCCGAUUCGUUCAAGCAGAAACUAUUCAUACUAAAGUCGCCAUCCUUGGCGGUGGUGUAUCAGGAAUCAGUGCCUCUGUUAACUUGACUCUGGCCGGUAUCAAUGACUUUGUGAUGAUUGAAGCUCGUGAUACCCUUGGAGGACGUGCUCAAAAUGUCAAAUUUGCAAACAAUGUUACCAUUGAAUUGGGGUGUAAUUGGGUUCAAGCGUUAGGUAGCAAUCCUAUCAAUAUCCUUCGAGAAAAACAUGGAUUAGUCACUGCUCCAACCAAUUAUAGUGAUAUUGCUUAUAUUGAUGACAAAGGCAAAAAAAUCAGCAAUGGAUUUGAGGUUUAUAACAAGUUUCAAGAUCUUUAUGACAAGGUAGACCAAUUAGGAGUGAAGCGCUUGAAGAACAAUCUAGUAGAUUUAUCAGGAAGAACAGCACUUUCUCUUGCUGGAUGGUUUGCCAAGACACCUUUGGAAGAAGCAAUUGAAUAUUUUACCUAUGAUUGGGAAACAGGAGAAACACCUGAAGUAUCAUCUAUGAUGUAUGUGGCCAAUAAUGAUAACUCGAACUAUGGAACAAUAUUUGGCCCUGAUUCUGAUAAUGAUCGUAUGGAUAUUGAUCAAAGAGGCUUCCGUUAUAUCUUUUUACAGGAAGCUGCAAAAGUCUUUAAAGAAAAUGAUCCUCGAUUGAAAUUAAAUAGUUUGGUCAAAACCAUUGAGUAUGAUGAAAAUGGAGUCAUUAUCACUACUGACAAGGAUAUCAUCAUUGCGGAUUAUGCCAUUUCUACCUUUUCAGUUGGUGUCCUCCAACAUAGGGAUGUUGUAUGGAAGCCUGAAAUGCCUGAUUGGAAGAUGGAAGGAAUUUUUGGAUUUCAUCUUGCCACUUACACUAAGAUAUUUAUGAAUUUUCCUAAACAAUUCUGGGAUGAUAAUCAGUUCACUCUAUAUGCUAAUCCUACUAGUCGUGGUCUGUACUCUGUUUGGCAAAACAUGAAUGCUCCAGGUUAUUUCCCUAAAGGCACAGAUAAUAAUAUAUUUUUCGUCACAGUGACUCAAGAUUAUGCUUAUAUGGUAGAAGCCAUGACUGAUGAUCAAGUGAAAGAACAAUUAAUGGAUGUACUUCGCAAGAUGUAUGGUGAUGAUAUCCCUGAACCAACUGAUUUUGUUUUCCCACGCUGGCACUCUAAUCCUUUAUUCCGUGGAUCCUAUUCAAAUUGGCCUAUUGGAGAAAUGAAUCAACAUCAUGAAAAUAUGAAAGCACCUCUUCACAAUCGUGUAUUCUUUGCUGGUGAAGCCAUGUCAAAGGAUUUCUUUGGAUAUCUUCAAGGUGCUUGGAUUUCUGGUGAGGAAACUGCUACCCAUGUCAUCCAAUGUAUCAAAUCAUCCUGUCCUAAAGCCUAUUAUUAUCCUGAAAUCCAAAAUAACAAAAUUCCUGGUGUUACUGUCAAUAAGCGUGAAAUCUAA
Molecule: messenger RNA, 1516 nt
Organism: Halteromyces radiatus
Lineage: Eukaryota; Fungi; Mucoromycota; Mucoromycetes; Mucorales; Cunninghamellaceae
Exons: 6
Coding region: 14-1516 (500 amino acids)
Molecular function (GO): oxidoreductase activity
Source: RefSeq, a predicted model, not a curated record